Messenger RNA from Ipomoea nil (Japanese morning glory), 1684 nucleotides. Its product is annotated as cytochrome P450 83B1-like. The transcript has 2 exons. The record is from RefSeq and is a predicted model, not a curated record. Gene Ontology annotation, molecular function: monooxygenase activity; oxidoreductase activity, acting on paired donors, with incorporation or reduction of molecular oxygen; iron ion binding. The coding region runs from base 46 to 1548 and encodes 500 amino acids. Lineage: Eukaryota; Viridiplantae; Streptophyta; Magnoliopsida; Solanales; Convolvulaceae.
CCCAUUGUAGUGUCCAUUUUAGAUUUGAAUUGAAGCAAAUUAAAAAUGGUUUUACUACUACUCUUUCUUCUACCCGUUGCUCUUAUUUUGAUUUACUAUUAUAUUUUUCCCAGUUCCAAACGUAUUGGGAAGGAACCUACUUGUCUACCAGGUCCUCCCGGGCUUCCAAUCAUUGGGAACUUGCAUCAAUUUGACACUGCUGAGCCCCACGUGUUCUUGUGGAAACUUUCAAAGAAAUAUGGCCCCUUGAUGCGCAUGAAACUUGGUUCCAGGGAAGUUGUAGUGAUUUCCUCAGCGAGAAUGGCGAAAGAGGCCUUAAAGACACACGACUUGGCGUUUUCUAGUAGGCCGUCAUUUAUAGGCCAGCAAAGGCUAUCCUAUAAUGGCCUGGAAAUGGCGUUUACGCCUUAUGGAGAAUAUUGGAGAGAGAUAAGAAAGAUUUCUGUUCUUCAUCUCUUUAGCUUCAGGAGAGUGAAGCUGUUCCAACCAAUCCGGGAAGAUGAAGUCUCUCGGAUGAUGAAUCGCAUAUCUGAGCUUGCCUUGUCGUCUCAGCUAGUAAAUCUAAGUGAGAUAGUCAUGUCCCUAACUUGCAACAUAAUUUGUAGGUCUGCUUUUGGGAAGAGUUAUGAUGAGGAAGGACAAGUGAAGUGGGGAUUUCGCAAACUUCUUGCUGAAUCUCAGGCAAUGAUGGUGGGAGGCUCCUUAAUUGCAGAUUUUUUGCCAUCUUUUGGUUGGUUAGAUAAACUCAUUGGAAAUUCUGCAAGACUUGAGAGAGUUUUCAAGAUGCAGGAUUCAUUUCAUCAACAACUCAUUGAUCAGCAUCUUGAUCCAAAUAGGCCAAAAUCAAUGGAUGGUGACAUGCUUGAUACUUUAAUCCGUUUGAAGAUGGAGAAUUCAUCUUCACUCAAUCUCACUUGGGAUCACAUUAAAGCAGUUUUAAUGAUUGUUUUUAUUGGUGGGUCGGACACAAGUGCAGCUGUUAUAGUUUGGGCCAUGACAGCUCUGAUUAAAGACCCGAGGGUGAUGAAUAUAGUCCAAUCAGAAAUUAGGGAGCAUGUAGGGAAGAAAGGCAUAAUAGAUGAAGAAGACAUUCAAGAACUGCCAUAUUUCAAGGCAGUUAUAAAAGAAACUUUAAGGUUAUAUCUUCCAGCUCCGCUCCUAGUUAAUCGAGAAACACUUUCAAAAUGUACCAUUGACGGAUACGAAAUCAAGCAGAACAUGCUAGUAAUCGUGAAUGGUUGGGCCAUUGCUAGGGACCCUGAGUAUUGGGAGAAUCCACACAAGUUCUAUCCUGAAAGAUUUCUUGAUACUAGUGUUGACUACAAAGGACAAGACUUUGAAUUCAUUCCGUUCGGAGCUGGCAGGAGAAUUUGUCCCGGAAUAGCACUAGGGGUUGCAUCGGCCGAGCUUGGACUCGCUAAUCUUCUUUAUGCAUUUGAUUGGAAACUUCCUUCUGGGCUGAAGAAAGAAGACAUUGACACCAAAGUUGCGCCUGGAAUUACUAUGCAUAAGAAGAACCCUUUGUGCCUUGUUGCCAAGAAGGUGUGAUUUGUGCUUCUACAUGGCUUAUCAGUCUAGUGUUGUUAAAAUAAAACCUUUCUUGAUUAAAUAUUCGAUCUAGUUACAUUUUAUCAAGUUUUUAAAAUUGUUAUGUCAUUUAUGUAAUUACGUUGUAAACAGGUGA